Biomphalaria glabrata is the source of this 7171-nucleotide messenger RNA. RefSeq names its product proton-coupled folate transporter-like. The coding region runs from base 1166 to 2734 and encodes 522 amino acids. Gene Ontology annotation, biological process: transmembrane transport. The transcript has 12 exons. Gene Ontology annotation, molecular function: transmembrane transporter activity. Lineage: Eukaryota; Metazoa; Mollusca; Gastropoda; Planorbidae. Gene Ontology annotation, cellular component: plasma membrane. The record is from RefSeq and is a predicted model, not a curated record.
CAACGUCAGAGAGAGAGAGAGAACUUUUGUAGUCGUUACAAAAUGACUUUUGGUUAAUAGUGUUAGUUUUUGUACUAAUUCAAAUAUUGAUCGACAUUUAACUGAGAAUUGGAUUUACGUGAGUUAAAGUGUACAUAAGACCAUGUGAACUGCUCAAUUAUUAUGUUCUGGAGACCUAGAUCUACCUUUAUAGACUUUAAUGUUCAAUUAGACACAACCAUUAGUGACUAGAAGUGUUGAUUGGUGUAAACAAAGUCUGCACUUCAAUCUGCUUUCAAUAAAGAUGUUGCAGAGUGCGUUCUUGGUGCUCUUGUUUCCCUUGUUGUUAACACCUGGUGUGCACAUUGAUGAUGAAUCCCACUCAGUGAUCUAAUUCGUUGGGUAAGGGACUGUAGUCGGUGAGACAUUUCCAAGAGUCCUGGAAGGAGGAACAACGGAAUUCUAGAAAUCAUAUCUUUGGAUACGUUGAUGACAUACUGCAUGAGACUAGCACAUGAACAACGACAACAUUUAGCUUGCAGGUGCAUUCCAAACAUGAACUUAGCCAAAACAAACAGAGUACUAACUGUGACUUAUCAAACGUUGAACACAUUUUCCACCUAAAAGCUGUAUGGAAGAUUCUCUUACAUUGCAACUAUGAACAGACUAUUAAUAGCGGCCAUUUUGGUGUCUCCGUUGUACAAAACCAACGAUUGGUUGAUAAACUAGCUGGUGGUGGUUGUUGUGUUUAAAGAGACACAUUUCUUCACGCUGCAGAAUCUAAUUGUCUUAAGGUUUUCCAUUUGAAGUGCAUAAUAAUUUCAAUUAGGAGCGUAAUAAAGGAGAUUUGAUACGUAGAUCAGCUGCCUCGCAUCAUGCUAUUGUUCAAAUUAUAGCUUUCUUUUUAUUUACUUGGCAACAGUGACGGUCAAUAUUGCGUCCUUGACUCUGUUUAGUUUAGCGUGAGAAUCUCCAAUUUGUGUAUUUAGUUUUAAAGUUAGUUUUCAUGACGUUUAAUUAGAAAAAAAAAGUAUUUCUAAUAAUAAUAAUAAUAAUAAUAAUCUUUAUUAUCCGUAAGGAAAUUUGUCUUACAAUUUGUGCAUUACACCAAACAAAAACAUUAUAACUAUAACUAUGACAUGAUCUUAACGCGUAGCUACAGAAACACAAAGUACCGCAACAAAAUAUGACGUCAAAAACUGGAAGCAGCAGUGACUUGGUUGAUUCUGAAGGAGCUUACCUUGGCGCUACUCUCAAACACAAAAAUGUUUUACGAAGGACAAUUAACGAGGAUGUGGGGGAAGAGGAGCCGCUCCUGGCGUCUGACCAACCUGGCAAGUCUCCAGGUACCGAGAGAGAAGAGGGCGUCACCAAAAGUGGGGCAAUAAACAUUGCCACAUCGAUGAUUGUUGUUAGCCUAGCUAUGGCAUCCUACUCCAUCUUCUCAGACGCAAUGUCUCAGUGGAUCUAUGUGGAAUUUGAGAACCAAGUUCUGGGUGCAAACGCCUCCCUCAUCAACUCCACAGCUUCUAACCCUUGCGUCAAAGACAACCAAACAGACUUAUGGGCCAAAGAGUUGGACAAGGCGCAGUCACUGGCAUCCAGAUUUAGCAUUUAUGCCAUGAUAGUCACCCUUCUUCCAGCGUUCUUCACGAACUUGUUGUUAGGAAUUUACGCUGACCAAAUAGGACGCAGGAUUUUAUUUUUAGCUCCUCUCAUAGGUCUUUUCAUAAGGGCUUUCGUUGGCUUUGUCGUGGCCUUUUGGAAACUAAGUAUUUACUGGAACUUUGUGGGCAUGGCUUGUAUCGGAUUGACUGGACAUUUACCUGCCAUCUUCAUGGGCAUUUACGUGUACACCGCGGACAACACAGGACACAAGAAAAGUCGAUCCUUUGGAAUGGUCAUUGCACAGACUGCAAUCAACGUUUGCUUCUCAUUGUCUCAUCUGGCUGUUGGGUAUUUCAUCGACGCUAAAGGCUACGCCUGGCCAAUGUUUACAGCAUCUGUAAUCCUGGCAUUCUGUUUGGUCAUCUGCUACUUCUUUUUGAAAGAAACUUUGGAAACAGCGAAAAAGACGCGAAAAAAGACGUUCACAGAAGGUUUCAAGGAAGUCUUCAGUUUCUAUAUCACUAAGGGAAAGAACUCUAACUAUAGAAGGUUAGAUUUCAGUCUUCUUGGGUUAGUGUUCUUUCUGUUUUCAACUUGUCUUGGUGUCAGCAUUCAGUCAAUGUUUCUGAUGAAUGAGCCUUUGUGCUGGAGCUCCAUCAAGAUUGGUCAGGUCACUACUUACCAAGGACUUCUGGGCGCCUUCACUUCCCUGGUGUUGAUGAAAGCUCUUCAGCGUUGUCUGUCGGAUGACGUCAUUUGCAUCGUGUCUCUGGUCUCAGCCGCUGCAAGUCGAUUUGUACUUGCCUUUGCUCAGUAUGACUGGAUGAUCUACGUGGCUUAUACAGUUGGAAUGUUUGAACUUCUGCUGCUGCCAAUCAUACGAGCUAUUUUGUCGCGAAUGGUACCAGUCAAUAACAGAGGUUCUCUAUUUGCCAGUGUUGCUGUGAUAGAGGUCGCCACUUUCGUUGUAGCUGGUGCAGGCUUUGACGCCUUGUAUAGCUUCACAGUCUCGUUCUGGCAUGGCUUGACCUACUUGGUGAUAGCUUGUUGUGUUUCACUUGCUACAGGACUAAUGAUUUUGUUCACUGUGACUGUACGAAAGCGUCAUUUGACUAGAGUGGUAGAUGUACAAGAAGUUUCAGAAUAAGAAGCUACUUUUUUUUUGGACCAAUGUAUAGGAAAUAGGAACCAAGAAAUGUCUGGGGUGACUACCCGAGUAACAUUAAUGUUGGAUAUCCUGACAGACGUAUGUGUCGCCAUGUUUUUGUUUCUAUCACUUGAGAGAUUCCAAUAGUGUUAAGGAAGUCAAACAUUUGAACGAAGUCUCAGACAUUCUUGCAGUUUGCCAGUUUUCUGAAUGAGACGAAUUAUUAAAGGAAACAGAAUUUCAUUACAUAAGUCUUUUACAAACGUAUCACUCACAUAGCCAGGUUUUCGGAAGUUAGAUUCUAUUCGUUGCAUUGUGAAAUUGUCGUCUGUCUAGUAGCCUACUUCUCCAACAACAAAAUGGGAGUAUCAAAGACAUUAUCUAUGCUAAGAUCAUCAACACAAAACUAGACUGAACGAAAUACAAAGACAUUGUUUAUGCUAAGAUCAUCAACACAAAACUAGACUGAACGAAAUACAAAGACAUUGUUUAUGCUAAGAUCAUCAACACAAAACUAGACUGAACGAAAUAUUAUAUAUAUAUGCUAGGCUGCAGUGUAAAUGUAAACAAUUAAUGCAGAUAUUACGGCUAAAUCUCGAAGUGUGGCCAUUUCGCAAACUGGCUGGCCAAAUUGCGUUAUAGCCAACCAGAUCAUGAAAUGGCCGGCCAGUUCGCGAAUCCGCCGAGUUGGAGCACUGGCGCCAACAUAGAUAAACAUUGUGUUUAAUACAACUUUAUACCAGCGUUCAUCGUUGUUAGUAGAGAUGAUAGUCAUCAUAAAAUGAUUAAAAAUCUUAUUGUAUUGUAAUUAAUAUGAAAUAGGCUGGAUUAGUGAAGCCUAACUUGGAUGGGUUAGCGAUUUAAGCUUAUUACGACUAAAUGAGAUUGACUAGUUGAUGUCUUUUUUUUCUCUCUUAAAUUCCAAGAAUAUUAAUAUCCCUUUUCCAUUCUUGAUCUCUAUUUUCAUGUUCCUCCUUUAAAAAAAUAUCUAUAGAAUGAAAGUAACACGCUGGUGACAUAGAAGCACACAUGGAUAAAAUGUGGAACUAAUGGUUAAUCUUGGAGAUUGUGUUCAUUACACAUCAAGGUUCUCUUCUGUCAGAUUUAGAACGUUUGCCAGUUGAGAAAUUUAUUUCUGAGUAGACUUGUAGGCGCUACAUUAUAAGCCCAACUAUUUUAAGGAAUUGGAAUGCAGCAGCUGUGAUAUUUUUUUCUGUUCACUCUUUCUUUUUGUUGUAUGUACGGUAAAUAAUUAAAUAAUGUAUUCAAUAUUUAUUUAUUUUGAACUUAUAAAGUAUUCUGCGUCUAUGUUGCAAAUCGAUUUUUUAGUUAAAAAAACCCAUUCAACCUUAAGAUUUCAUUUUUAGCAGAUUACAUCAGCGACAGCUGUGUGUAAAAUUGGCCAUACAUAUAUGUAAAAACACUACUUACCACCUCGGCGAUUUUCUUAAAAACUCGUUUAGUCCAAGACACUUUGGUAAACGUAGAGUGUCUUCACUUUUCUUACGCCACCCCCCCCCCCUUCCUCGCAUCUUUUAGAAUUAUUUGAUCAAAACAAAGUAUGUCCUGUGUAAAGUCAACUGUUUGAUUUACAAGUUAUGUCCUCGACAUCAUUGCCUUUGAAACUGUCGGGGAAAGUUCAAUCCAAGGCUCAUGUAGAUCAGCUAAGAGCUCUCUUUCACAGCUCCACAGAUUUGUUCUGUUUGGAAGACGUUCAAGUCGGUGUCUACGUAGCACGCCGCUAUUUUCAUUGGCUCUCCGAAGGCACGGGCUAGAGACGUAGCCGAAGGCCAAGCACACUCGGUACCCCGUCAUUUCCCUUCAUUGUACCACACUAACCGUGCCGCGGGACUCGUCAUUUCCCUUCAUUGUACCACACUAACCGUGCCGCGGGACUCGUCAUUUCCCUUCAUUGUACCACACUAACCGUGCCGCGGGACUCGUCAUUUCCCUUCAUUGUACCACACUAACCGUGCCGCGGAACUCGUCAUUUCCCUUCAUUGUACCACACUAACCGUGCCGCGGGACUCGUCAUUUCCCUUCAUUGUACCACACUAACCGUGCCGCGGGACUCGUCAUUUCCCUUCAUUGUACCACACUAACCGUGCCGCGGGACUCGUCAUUUCCCUUCAUUGUACCACACUAACCGUGCCGCGGGACUCGUCAUUUCCCUUCAUUGUACCAAACUAACCGUGCCGCGGGACUCGUCAUUUCCCUUCAUUGUACCACACUAACCGUGCCGCGGGACUCGUCAUUUCCCUUCAUUGUACCACUCUAACCGUGCCGCGGGACUCGUCAUUUUUUGAGGAACGGCAUGUGGAUUAUUGACAUGGUUUUAGGUGCCCUCUUAGCAACCCGGACUAGUAGAGACACUCUCAUGGCUCCUUAAGCAAAACUACGGGAGUCUUGUCUUGCCAUCCGUAUGUAAAAUGUUUUACAUGUUUCGGAUGUUCCUUCAGAGUUGAAGAUAAUUACUUCCUAGUCCAAACCUCCCGCAGGACGACGGGGGAUGGGAGCGGGCAGUGUUUGAACCCGGGACCAUCGAUAAAUCUGAACGACAGUCCAGCGCGCAAACCGCACGACCAGGCAGCCAACCGUACUUGUGUGGUAUGCGAUUCGGUCUGUCGGUACGAACUGUCUUCGCUUAGUUACCUUCCUUGAACAAUGCUUCUCAGCGUCAAUGUGGCGCCCGGGUGAAAGUGUUUAUUAGAGAAGAACAAGUAGAAUGUGAAAAGUACUUUUAAAAAACAACAUAAAGAUUAUAAAUAAGGAGGGAACUUGCAUCCAUUAUUUUGAUUCAGUAAUGUAAUUAAUGUAAUGAAUUAAUAUCUUACGAAAAAAAAAGGAAAUGAAAAGUAAAUGUCAGGCUACUGAGGCAGGCCAUACGGAACGCACAUCUGCACCUAGUUGAAGUUAAAGCUGACUUCUAUCUCUCUUAGAAAAAAAAAAAAGGUUAUUGUAAAAUGUAGUUAACAAACAGCGCUUGAGGGGAGGGGACAACAAAUGUUGUAAGAAAUGGAGGAUCAGUGGGCGAUCAAUGUGCAAGAAAGACUUGCUGUUGAAAAAGUGACUGACCGUGAUAAUGCUAAAUACUCUGGAGAAUGCUGUAUGCACCCUGACAUCGUAGUCUUGAAGUUUGCUGCAGGAGUCACAACUUUGGCACGUUUGGUUACGAGAUAUGUCACUUUGACAUGGUAGCGUCAUGUUGAACAUGUUCCAUAAAUAGAUUAGCAAUCAAUUGAGCCUUUGUCCUAUGCUUGCAUUUGUAAAAUGUUUGUAAAAUGUUUUACAUGUUUCGGAUGUUCCUUCAGAGUUGAAGAUAAUUACUUCCUAGUCCAAACCUCCCGCAGGACGACGAGGGAUGGGAGCGGGCAGGGUUUGAACCCGGGACCAUCGAUAAAUCUGAACGACAGUCCAGCGCGCAAACCGCACGACCAGGCAGCCAUUUCAUAGGGAGCUAGUUUUUUGAGUCGGCAUUGAGCUAUUAUUGGGUCUGUGUGGACCUAAAGUGGGCCGGUGUUGCAUUCAAGGUCAGUGAUGGGCCAGAGAUGUGUCUGGCAUGAUCUUUGGUGUAUUAAUGUAGGCACAGUACAGCGAGCUGUGGAGUUGAAUGACUUUGUAUUGAGUUAGUAGUGGGUAUUUCCAGACUUGGCGGGAAAGACUAUAAAUAGUUUUUGAUGUAGCCAUUGUACAAAGCUACAAACUAAUGGAAAGGGAGAUAAGCUAUCAUUAAGCUAUGUGUGUUUUUUUAAAAGGGAGAUGAUCAUUUUUUGUGUACUUUUUUUUUUAGAAUCGCAGAUUCCUGAGCUCUUCUGUUUGUAGCAUACAAUCAUUUGACCCUGGAGAAAACAUUCAACUUUCACUCUAGUGUUACAAACUUAGUUCAAAACCAAUGAGCAACUAACUAGCUGUGAUAGCGGAGAUUUGAUACCAAGCUCAACUGCCAGACAUUGAGGUACUUCCAAAACUUGAGCUCAAUUCUUUUUGAUUUAGUUGGCAACAGUGACUUUCAACUUAACGUCCUUCACAUUGCUUUGUUGUUUUUUUGGUAAAAAAAAAUAAAUCUCCAAUAUGUACGGUAUUUGCCUGAGACCAAUCGUCAUAGAAGUCCUGAACACUGGCCUGCUACGUCACAACCUAUGGGCAGCGGAGACCAAUAGCUUGUUGUCACAUCACAGGACUGUAUGGCGUGGCAACGAGCUAUUGGUCUACACUGCCCACAGGCUGCGACGUCGCAAUGGUCUCGAUUUGUCACAGAACUAUACAUAUAUAUAGGUCUAUGGUAUUUGCAAUAAUGUAGGAACGAUAAACCAUUGAUUCAAUAGUGCUGAAUUAUUGCCCUGUACACUUUACCUACAUAAAUAUAGGAGUAUAGAUUAGUAGAGACACAACAGCUGAAUUUAUCAUCUUGUCAAUAAAAUCUGAACUAGUAACAAA